Molecule: messenger RNA, 2775 nt
Organism: Budorcas taxicolor (takin)
Lineage: Eukaryota; Metazoa; Chordata; Mammalia; Artiodactyla; Bovidae
Gene: TPO
Product: thyroid peroxidase
Exons: 16
Coding region: 1-2775 (924 amino acids)
Biological process (GO): response to oxidative stress; thyroid hormone generation
Cellular component (GO): membrane
Molecular function (GO): calcium ion binding; heme binding; iodide peroxidase activity
Source: RefSeq, a predicted model, not a curated record
AUGCGGGCACGGGCCGUGCUGGGCGCGGUGCUGGCCGUCACCUGUGCCGGAGCCAUCUUCUCGUUCCUCCUGAGACCCGGGGGCCUCCUUUGGGGAGAGACCGAGGAGUCUCAGGUCAGGGGCAUCGUGGAGGCCAGCAGGCUCCUGGUGGACAAGUCCAUCUAUGCUGCGAUGAGAAGAAACCUCCACAAAAGGGAAGUCAUUUCCCCAUCGCAACUUCUGUCUUUUUCCAAACUCCCUGAGCCCGCGAGCCGCGCUGCAUCCCGGGCGGCGGAGGUCAUGGAGGCCUCGGUGCAGGAGGCGGUGAGACGGGGUCACCUGCGGUCUGGACCCUCCCGGCUGCCCACAGAUGCUCUCUCGGAGGGGCUGCUGAGCGCGAUCGCAAACCUGUCCGGAUGCCUGCCUCACAUGCUGCCGCCCAGAUGUCCGGCCACCUGCCUGGUCAGCAAGUACAGACUCAUCACGGGCGCCUGCAACAACAGAGACCACCCUCGCUGGGGAGCCUCCAACACAGCGCUGGCCAGAUGGCUGCCCCCCGCCUACGAGGACGGCAUCAGUGAGCCCCGAGGCUGGAACCCCCACUUCCUGUACAGAGGCUUUCCCCUGCCUCCGGUCCGGGAGGUGACCAGGCACAUCAUACACGCCUCCAAUGAGGCUGUGACGGGGGAUGACCGGUACUCUGACCUCCUGACGGCCUGGGGCCAAUACAUCGAUCACGAUGUCGCCUUCACGCCGCAGAGCGCGGGCACCCCUGCCCCCAGGGCGGGGGCCGACUGCCAGCUGACCUGCGAGCCCCGAAGCCCAUGCUUUCCCAUACAGCUCCCCGCGAACGCCGCGGGCCCCGCCUGUCUGCCCUUUUACCGCUCCACGGCCGCCUGCGGCACCGGGACCCAAGGCACCUUGUUCGGCAACCUGUCUUCCGCCAACCCGCGCCAGCAGAUGAACGGGCUGACCUCGUUCCUGGACGCGUCCACCGUGUACGGCAGCUCCGCGGCCUCGGAGCGGCGGCUGCGGAACUGGACCAGCGCCGAGGGGCUGCUGCGCGUCAACGUGCGCUACCGGGACGCGGGCCGCGCCUUCCUGCCCUUCGCGCCGCCGUCCGCGCCCCCGGCUUGCGCUCCCCAGCCCGGCGCGCCCGGAGCCCGCGCACCCUGCUUCCUGGCCGGCGACGGCCGCGCCAGCGAGGUCCCCGCCCUGGCGGCCUUGCACACACUGUGGCUGCGAGAGCACAACCGCCUGGCCUCCGCGCUCAAGGCCCUCAACGCGCACUGGAGCGCGGACGCCGCCUACCAGGAGGCGCGCAAGGUGGUGGGCGCGCUGCACCAGAUCAUCACGCUGCGCGAUUAUGUCCCCAGAAUCCUGGGCCCUGAGGCCUUUGGGCGGCACGUGGGCCCCUACAGAGGCUACGACCCCAGCGUGGACCCCACCGUGUCCAACGUGUUCUCCACGGCUGCCUUCCGCUUCGGCCAUGCCGCUAUCCACCCACUGGUGCGGCGGCUGGACGCCCGCUUCCAGGAGCACCCGGGGUCCCGCCUGCCACUCAGGGACGCCUUCUUCCGGCCCUGGCGGCUCCUCGAGGAAGGCGGCGUGGACCCCGUCAUGCGGGGUCUGCUGGCGAGACCAGCCAAGCUGCAGGUGCAGCACCAGCUGCUGAACGAGGAGCUGACGGAGAGGCUCUUCGUGCUGUCGGACGCGGGGACCCUGGACCUGGCGUCCAUCAACCUGCAGCGGGGCCGGGACCACGGCCUGCCAGGGUACAAUGAGUGGCGGCAGUUCUGCGGCUUGUCCAGGCUGGAGACCCGGGCCGACCUGGGCGCGGCCACCGCCAACGGGAGCAUGGCCGACAGAAUCCUGGACCUGUACGGGCACCCUGACAACGUCGACGUGUGGCUGGGCGGCCUGGCGGAGAGCUGCCUCCCGGGGGCGCGGACUGGUCCGCUGUUCGCCUGCCUCGUGGGAAAGCAGAUGAAGGCCCUGAGGGAUGGGGACCGGUUCUGGUGGGAGCACCACGGGGUGUUCACCGAGGCCCAGCGGCGCGAGCUGGGCCGGCACUCGCUGUCCCGUGUCAUCUGCGACAACACGGGCCUCACCCACGUGCCCCGCGACGCCUUCCGGGUGGGGCAGUGGCCCCAGGACUUCGAGUCAUGUGACCGCAUCCCGGGGAUGGACCUGCGUGCCUGGCGGGAGGCCCCUCCUCCAGACGAUGCCUGUGGCUUCCCGGACAACGUGGAGAAUGGGGGCUUCCUGCUCUGCAACGAGUCUGGGCGGAGGCUGCUGGUGUUCUCCUGUCGUCACGGAUUCCAGCUCCAAGGGCCCGAGCAGCUCACCUGCACCCGGCACGGCUGGGACUCCCAGCCCCCCAUCUGUCGAGACAUCAACGAGUGUGAAGAUGGAAUGGACCCCCCCUGCCACGCGUCCGCGCAGUGCAAGAACACCAAGGGUGGCUUCCAGUGUGAGUGCCGCGACCCCCACGUGCCCGGCGAGGAUGGCAGGACCUGUGUGGACUCCGGGAGGCUCCCGCGGGCGUCUGUGGUCUCCCUGGUGCUGGGCGCCGUGCUCGUCUGCGGUCUGGCUGGCCUCACCUGGACGGUGGUUUGCAGGUGGAUGCUCGCCAACCCCAAGUCCUCGCUGCUGCCCGUGGAGGGAGAGGGAGAAGGACCUUCCUGGCUGGGCCGUGGGAAACCCCGGGACGUGUGCGCUCCGCCGCAGGAUGUUCCUGCGGGGCUUGCAGAGCAGGGCCCGGCCUGUGGACCCCAAGUCCUCCUCUGCAAGUAG